AUGAACAAAUUGAAAAAAUUUAUUUUUAUUAGAAACGGGAAGUUUUCAAACAGCCAAAUAAAAUUCUUGGCUUUUACGUCGUUUAGUAUGUUGGUUUUGAUGGUUACGGGGGAUGGAAUACAAACACCUAUGAGUUAUAUAAGAAAUGUUAAAAAAGAAAUACAAAACGAAAAAGAAGAAAAGAUGACAAUGGAAGAAAAACUAAUAAAGGAGUUGGGAUACACAACGUAUAAUGAAUGGAAAAAGGCAGGAAUAAUUCCAUCAGGGGAAAAUGACAACAAAUAA
Messenger RNA from Plasmodium berghei ANKA, 285 nucleotides. RefSeq names its product conserved Plasmodium protein, unknown function. The transcript is spliced from 3 exons. Lineage: Eukaryota; Apicomplexa; Aconoidasida; Haemosporida; Plasmodiidae. Bases 1 to 285 code for a protein of 94 amino acids. The record is from RefSeq and is a predicted model, not a curated record.